Protobothrops mucrosquamatus (brown spotted pit viper) is the source of this 1929-nucleotide messenger RNA. It is a transcript of the gene GRAMD1B, whose product is annotated as GRAM domain containing 1B. Gene Ontology annotation, biological process: intracellular sterol transport. The transcript has 18 exons. Gene Ontology annotation, molecular function: sterol binding; sterol transfer activity. The record is from RefSeq and is a predicted model, not a curated record. Gene Ontology annotation, cellular component: endoplasmic reticulum-plasma membrane contact site; plasma membrane; endoplasmic reticulum membrane. NCBI's taxonomy places the organism in Eukaryota, Metazoa, Chordata, Lepidosauria, Squamata, Viperidae. The coding region runs from base 16 to 1929 and encodes 637 amino acids.
CCCCAAGGAGACACCAUGGUGGAGAAGGGGUCAGAUCAUUCUUCUGACAAGUCUCCUUCCACGCCAGAGCAAGGCGUGCAGCGAAGCUGUUCCUCUCAAUCUGGUCGUGGUGGCACCAAGAAUUCUAAGAAAAGCCAGAGUUGGUACAAUGUGUUGAGUCCAACCUACAAACAACGGAAUGAAGACUUCAGGAAACUUUUCAAGCAGCUUCCCGAAACAGAGCGCCUCAUUGUUGAUUACUCCUGUGCACUUCAAAGAGAUAUUCUCUUGCAAGGUCGGCUCUACCUCUCUGAAAACUGGAUAUGUUUCUACAGCAACAUCUUCCGCUGGGAAACCUUGUUGACCGUCCGUUUGAAGGACAUCUGCACCAUGACCAAGGAAAAAACUGCACGGCUCAUUCCUAACGCUAUCCAAGUUUGCACAGACACUGAAAAGCACUUUUUCACUUCCUUUGGUGCCCGGGAUAGGACGUAUAUGAUGAUGUUUCGCCUUUGGCAGAAUGCCCUCCUUGAAAAGCCCUUAUGUCCGAAGGAGCUCUGGCAUUUCGUACAUCAGUGUUACGGCAAUGAACUGGGGUUGACGAGCGAUGAUGAAGACUAUGUUCCUCCCGAUGAAGAUUUCAACACCAUGGGUUACUGUGAGGAGAUCCCAGUGGAAGAAAAUGAAGUCAAUGACAGCUCCUCCAAAAGUAGCUCGGACGUCAAAGCUGAAGUGAGCCCUCAGCUUCCCAAGAAGUCGGUUACCAACAGUAGCAUGUUGACCCCUUCAUCAAACAAUGAAGCUCCGAUCCCGGUAGGGGAGGUCCAGGCCUUUUACGAAGAUCUGAACGGGCGACAGUAUAUGAAUGAAGUCUUCAACUUUAGCGUGGAUAAGCUCUAUGAUCUGCUGUUCACAAACUCUCAGUUCCUAAGGGAUUUCAUGGAGCAACGACGGUUUUCUGAUGUUGUUUUUCAUCCAUGGAAAAAGGAAGAAACUGGCAAUCAAAGCAGAGUUAUUCUCUACACCAUCACACUCACCAACCCCCUAGCUCCAAAAACUGCCACCGUUACUGAAACUCAGACAAUGUACAAAGCAAGCCAAGAAAGUGAGUGCUAUGUUAUAGAUGCUGAGGUGCUAACUCAUGACGUUCCCUACCACGAUUAUUUCUACACAAUUAAUCGUUACACAUUGACGCGUGUUGCCAAGAACAAAUGUCGACUCAGGGUUUCUACAGAGCUACGUUACAGAAAACAGCCAUGGGGACUAGUGAAAUCCUUCAUUGAGAAGAACUUUUGGAGUGGUCUUGAUGACUAUUUUCGCCACUUAGAGAGUGAAUUGACCAAGACCGAGAGUUCAUAUCUAGCAGAACUUCACAGGCAGUCACCCAAAGAGAAGGCGAACAAACAAUCCUCAGUCCGGCGGAGGAAACGACCCCAUACACACUUGAGGGGUCCUCAUCUGGAGGAAGUACUGAGCCCUGUUACCACUCCCACAGAUGAGGAAGUUGUAGGUCGAAUCAAGCGUGUGGCAGGUUCCACUCAAACACGGCAUAUCCCUGAAGAGAGUCCCAGCAGCUUCCACUUGCAGAAUGUCUCCAAAUUGCUGCUUGUUAUUAGUUGUGUGAUUUGCUUCAGUUUGGUGCUUUUGGUCAUCCUGAAUAUGUUGCUGUUCUACAAGCUGUGGAUGUUGGAAUACACAACUCAAACCUUGACCGCAUGGCAGGGGCUACGUUUACAGGAAAGGUUGCCCCAAUCUCAGACUGAGUGGGCCCAGUUGUUAGAGUCCCAGCAGAAAUAUCAUGACACAGAGCUCCAAAAAUGGCGAGAGAUCAUCAAAUCAUCAGUGGUUCUCUUAGAUCAGAUGAAGGAUUCCCUCAUCAACCUUCAGAAAGGCAUCGGCUCUCGUGAAUAUCGGUCUGAGUCAGAUGAGAAACGGAAACGGUUCUACUAG